Molecule: messenger RNA, 5856 nt
Organism: Tetranychus urticae (two-spotted spider mite)
Lineage: Eukaryota; Metazoa; Arthropoda; Arachnida; Trombidiformes; Tetranychidae
Biological process (GO): innate immune response; central nervous system formation
Cellular component (GO): extracellular region
Molecular function (GO): growth factor activity; Toll binding
Source: RefSeq, a predicted model, not a curated record
CAAUUUUAAUCAUAAAAAAUCAAUGAUUCUUUUCAUAGCACAAUUAUCUCAUCAUUAACUCACAAUUGGCUUAGUUUUUACCCCCUUAAGUAUUAUUGAAUUCAAUGAAGCAAAGCUUCCAAAAACAACCUCCGAUUGUAGCCUUAAAUACUUGGGUCAAUUCAAUUCAUGAAAAGUUAUUUUAUAUCCUCAACAUUGAUAUGAAACUUGCAAAGAGUUUGACUUAUCAUUUGAUACUUAUUUUGGUAUUUUAUCAAAAUUUAUAUUCAAUAGUUGAUCUUUUAUUAUUGUUAAGUUAACUGUGUUUCCAUCAAAAACCAGUGUUGAAACAUAAUUUGAAUUCAAAUUGAACAUACAAUUGAACUGUUAGAAGGACUUGUCCAUUGGUCAAAGGCUGUAAGGUCAAUCUCCUUUUUGUAUAUUUGCCAGUCCAUUGGUAUUGUUCAAUUCAAAAUAAAGGAAAUAUAUUUUCUCAUACAUUAAAUGGUGAUUGUGAUCAAUUGAAGAGCAAUUUAAUAGAAAUAAAAUUUUCUUGACAUUUAAAUUUACUAACCAACCAAAGCAAAGCCAAAUUGAACUAGCCAAAGUCACAAUGCUACAAAGUUAAUUGUGAUUAACAAAUAACAAAGAGUUGUAAAAGCUAGUUUCCUGACUUUGACAACAAUCAAAAAUUAUCAUUUUUCUUAUUAUUAUAUUUUCGCUCCAAAUGCUCAUGUUACAUUAACCUUAGCAAUGUUAAAUCAAACCCAAGUUUAACAUUCAAAAGCUAAAGUUAUAUCGUUAAUGAUUAAACAUUGAAAAUCCAGCCAUUUUAAUAAACAAAUAGUCAUUAAAUUGUAAACAAUAACACUGAUUGAUACAUUACCGAGACAGAAGCAACAAUUUAUUAACCACAAGUUGACCUUUAUUUGCAUCUUAUCCUGACCUCCAGACCAUCAGCUUUUUUCAUCUCAUCUUGAACCAGAAUUGACUUUCUUUGAAAACCCAAAACCAAACCAAAAAAAACAAGGUUAACAAUUUGAUUUUGAAGAGCUUUGAAUAACAUCUUUUAUCAUCGGAUCUGCUCUUUUGGGUACUUUCCUUAACCAGUUAAAGGUGCUGAUAGUUGGUGGUUGCUUGUGUUCACCCAAACAAAUCGACACCGGAAUUGCUUUAGUAACAAUUUGAAAGCAACCCUGACAUCUAAUUACUUCAUCAUCAACUCUUUUCUUACUUUUUUUUCUAGUUUUUCCACAAAAUUACGCCCAAUCUUCUUUAAGAUCAUCUUUUUUCUCAUCCAUGAAACUUUCCUUCCAAGUUAUUAUCUAAUAAUGACUAAACCAUUUCAAUCAUUAGUCUCAUCUUUAUUAUUAUUAUUGUUUGUAUCUUCAUCUUUUGCUUCCACCUUUUCCUUCUCAUCUCCAUCUCCAGCAUCACCAUUUACCUGAUCAUGAGCGUCAUCUUUAACAUAACCUCUUGUCUCCUCACACCAUUAGUCUUGAAGAACUGACAAUUAUCAUAUCAAUUUCAAGAAGUUAAACUUGAAUUUGCUUUUCUCAUCUUCUUUCAGGUUUCUUCAUCAACUCUUCACUUGGCUGAUAUUGAGCCCUAAUCAAAUUAAAUAGUUUGCUGUCAUAAUCAUUAUCAUCCCUAAUUGCUUGUUAAAAGACGAUUUUGUUGGAAAACGAAAUGAGAAAAAAAAACAUUUACAACAUUCAGUAAAUAACAAUAAAUACACAAGUUGACUCGUGCACGAAUAAUAUGUAUCAUUCAUUAAAUCCUUUAUCCUUUUACUAACCGUGUCAUCUUCACCUUACUUUGCAUCAUGAUUCAUGAUCACCUUUUGCUGGAAGAAAAUCAGAAGAUCACAAGGGAGCGAGUGAGCAUUAAAUGGGAGAUGAAGACGAGCAACAGCAACUGGUAGUCAAAGUUUACUUGAUUAUUCCUAAAAACGGUUAAUUUUGUUUUCUUGUUGUUGUCAACAAAUUGUAAUUUUAUUGUCAAAUUGUCUAUAUUUUUUCCUGUGUAAUUCAAUUUAAAGUGAAUCCUUUGUUAAUGGCAUCAUCUUUACCAGCCUUUUCAUCAUCGAAAACAUCAUGUUGAAAUCAAAUCUUGAAAAAAUUAUUGUGUUUAAUGUUUUACUCAAUGUUAAUCUGGUAAUUUGUUUACCCAAAUCACAUUUCUCAUCUUAUCCGAGAAUCAAAGAUUUUGGUGAUGAUGAUGAACAUCCAAUUAUUAUAUCUUCAGCUCAUCAACAAUUGUAUCAUAAUGAGCCGUUUCAAUUUAAAAGAUUGUCAACAACCACAAAGCAACCCUUUCUUUCAAGAUUACCAGUCAUGGCCAGUGAUAACUAUCAAGAUGAUAAAAACGUUAAAACUCAUUCAUGGGUAAAUGUUUCAGUUUUACCAUUAACAUCAAGACCUUUAAUCAUAACAGGACCAAGUACGAGUUCAACAACGACCACAACCACGACAACAUCAACACCAAGACCAGUACCAAGACCAACACCGAGAUCAACAACAACAACAACUACAACUACCACUACUUCAACAACGACCACAACACCUUCACCAUCACUAGUGAGCUCAACAACACAGUCAACAGUAAAUAAAUUAUCAAAACCUACAAAAGGUGUUGUUAGAAGUGAACUUGAUUUAAAUACUUCGUCAUCUCAAAGUAAUGCAUCAAUAGCUCACCCUUUAGCUAAUCAAGUGGACGGGCCAUCAGCAUCAUCAUUUAUCCAACCAUUAACCCUUCUUAUUAUGUCAUAUCUUGCAAAUAAAAAAAUAAAUUCCCUUCCAAUCGAUCGUUAUUCGCAUGGAUUUCCACCUCCACCGAUAAUCAACUCAUCAUUUUAUGACACCUCAAAUCGCAAUCAAAAUGAUACGGAGACAGAAUCUCGAACCAUUGCUUCUUGGUUUGGUGGACUUGCCCGGCGUCUUAAGAGACCCAAGCAUCCCAAUAGACGUGAUCAUACAGUUGGUCCUGGUCGAGGUUCAAUUCCAAUUCCUUACGAAACUGCACCAAUUUCAUUGGCAUCACUUCAUGGUCCCUCAUUGGCACCGAUAGGUCGACCUCUUUCUGGUUCAUCGUCUGAUCAAAUAAUGCUUCCUGGUCUACUUCCUCAACCAGAAGGUUUCCCAGGACCUUUUAAUCCUGAAAACUCGGUUCUUUUACCUCCUGAUAUCAUGGAAAAUUCUGGUAUAAAAUAUUGGCUUGAUUUCAUUGAAAAGGGUGGAACCACGGACGAUCUUACACCUGCACAUUUAAAUGGUUCACCAGCUCCAUUACCACCUCAGCUUUCAUCAGCCCAUUCCACUCCUCCUCUGGGACAUCAAACUAUUUUUGAAGCUGCUGGAUCUGAUCAUGAUGAGGUUGAUUUUAAUAAUGCAAUUAAACGCAGAUUUAAAAGACCUCCAGCUCAAGCCAAGCCGGACGGUAAUCGUCAAAACACAAGAUACAGACCGAAUCAACAUCGACCUUCCAAUGGUGCUUCAAAUGGAAAUGGCAAUAGCAAUGGAAAUGGCAAUGGUAAUCAAAUUGAUUCACACAUUCAGAAACAUAGUUAUGGUGAGACAAGUGAUUCCUAUGAUGGAACUGAUAGAACUGGAAACAGCAAUUCUCUUCAUUUUCACGACUCAGAUCGUCACAAGCAAAAUGAAAUGUCCCCUCGGUGUGACAAAUUUACAGAUCACAUUUGUGUGGAUGACUUUGAGUAUCCAGAACAAGCAAUCGUGGAUGAAAUAUAUAAAAGAAGAGAUAUAUUUGAAUUAAUGUAUUCAGAAGUCAAAGGUAAUAUUCCACUUGUUGACGGAAUUCCAAGAGAUGUUGAAGAAUCUUAUAGUUAUGAAACCGAUGAGACAAACGAUGAUACAGAUGAAAAUGAUGAUUCUCCUGGAGACAGAAAUGAUGUUUCUAAUGAUGAAAGAGCCGAUCCCAUGUAUUCAGCAGCUAAUUCAGAUUCAUUUACCAAAUCAGCCGUGGGAAGACAAGGGUUAAGACCAGGAGUUUCCAAUAAAGGAAAUAGCAACAGCCAAAAUGGGAAUGGAGCGUCCAAAGAUGCUUCUCAUGGAGGUUAUAUUUGCCCAUCUGAAGUACUUUAUGGUAGACCUAAACUCGCUCGUAAUGUCAAGGGUGAUUGGAAGGUAAUUGUUAAUGCAGCUGAAUUCACUCAAACCGUGCGAAUGGAAAAAUGCCUUCGACCCAAUCAACGAUGUAACUAUGUAUCCAACAUUGGCAUUGUUUCUCGAUGUGCUCAAGUCCACUCUUUCCAUAGACUAAUGGUUUUCGAGAAGGGUAAAGGUUUUUACAUUGAUACCUUCCAAAUACCAACUGCAUGUUCAUGUCAUAUUAGACGAACUGGUGGUCCAACUGGACCUUCACCCAUGUCAGAUUUACUGGGAUUAAACGAGUCACCAGGAUCUGGAGGAUCUAAUGGAGUUGGUUCAAAUGGCAACGGAGGAGGUCAAGGCAAUGGAAACGGAAUGUCUUCUAUGGGUAAAAGUCCAACUCCGUUACAAUUGAGCAAUGCUCUUUGGUCUAUUCUUGGUUCUGGCACUGGUUCUGGUUCACCACCAAAUAACGGGCAGUCACUUUCUGGAAAUCCAUUUUCAGUUAUUGACAACAUCAAUUCGGUGAACAAUGAUUUGUUGAAAGCUCAAUUGUCAGUUUUGUCUAGCAUUAAAAACUAUCCUUCACUGACUGGAUCCAUUUCACCUGAAAGUGUUCUGCAACAAUUAACUUCCCAAUCAGAUGCAAUACAAAACAUUCAAGGUUUAACAAAUGCUUUUAAUCAAAACUCAGGUUUUCCAUCAAUGAAUGGGAAACAGCCUGAUUCAGGUGGCCACAAUGAUCAAGUUGAAUAUCUAUUGCCAGGAAUGAUGUAUGCUGAAGAACCCUUAUCAUUUCAAGAGCAUUCCGAUAAUUUGGGCGGACGUUUACACAGUUCACAUUCAACGGGAUCAUUUAGUAGAGGAUCAUCGCCAACCUCAUCUUCACACUCACUCUCCUCAUCUGGACCUGGAACAGGGGAAAUAUCAACAGGUGGGGCACCGUUAGUUCAAGUAAUUCAUGUUCCUGUCUCAUCACAUCCACUCUCACCUCAACUUCAACGUCAUCAUGGACCAACAACAACAAAUUUACAAUUUCCAGUCUAUAACAAGCCCUCAGCAACUUCCAAUGAUCUUCCUACGUUAACUGCAUAUGCUUCAGCUAGUAAAUCAUCUGCUGAUGCUUUAAAGGCCGAACGGAAACCAUCAGCGUAUUUCUCAUCUUUAACCGAUACUGAUAGGAAUAAAGUUAUGGUUAAUCGAGCUUCAGAGAAUAAUAAUAACAAUAAUGAAAAUAAAACAAAUGCUACAUCAACUUAUGACUCUGCUGUGUUAACCAGCACUCCUAAAGUAGCGAUUGCCGGUGCAUCUAACUCUCAUGCAAUUCAUCCACAAGAAACAUCAACACCAUUUGAUAAAAACAACCCCACCAAUGAACCUACAGCUAUUAAUGAAAAUGAUGGCAAGAACAGUAACAACAAUAAUAAUGAUAAAAGUGAUUCAACGGGUAAAACAUUAGCUAAUUCCAUGGCUGAUGGUAAAGUUAAUUUCUCGUAUCAUCCAAUAUUGGAAUACAUAAUGCCUUCUCAAUCAUCAUCCUAGAAGACUCAAACUAAUUAAGAUUCUCAUUUUACAUUCACUUUGCAAUCUUUUCAAGAAACUUUAUCAAUGAAAAGUGUAUAUUUAUUGAAAUAAUUAACUUUAUUAACCUUUUAUAAUCAAUGAGUAGUUUAACUGAUUCUUUCAAAUUUUGAAUUUUGAUUGCUACAAAUGCUAAUAAACAUUGUAAAUAUUUAAAAAUGAGCAUAAAAACGGUUUAUUCUCACUA